GAAUCUUCCCCUCCUUCCUCCCUCAACCUAAUAGCAACUGAGCCGGACCUUUGGAGAAGCAAAAAACCCCCCAAAACCCAGCUGUCCCCUGCUGGCUCUGCCUCUGUCCCAUUUGGCCCCUCUCCCUGCUGGCCUCUUUCCCUCUGGGAAUCUCCAAGGCUAGAGCUGCUCUGCUGACCACUGUCCGGCCUUCUCCCCCUCUGCCUUUCCACUACUGGGGCAUCUCUCCUCCUCUUCCUCCUCCUGCUCUUCGUCCUCGACAGUCACAUUUUUCCCGCGCCCUACCUGGACCCCGAGAGGAGGAAAGUUGCGGGCGGCUGGGGUGGACAGGUAGGGAGCCCGAGGAUGGGGCCCUGCCCGCCGCCCUGGCCUUUCCUCGCCCUGGCUCUGCCCCUAGUUCUGCCCCUGGGGGUCCUCGGCUUCACGGACGAGACGCUGGAGAAAGUGGCCAAGUCCGAGGGCUACUGCAGCCGGAUCCUUCGAGCCCAGGGCACCCGCCGAGAGGGCUACAACGAGUUUAGCCUCCGGGUGGAGGGAGACCCGGAGAGGUACCAGCCAGGACACAGCUACCGAGUGACCCUCUCUGCUGCCACACCUUCCUACUUCAGAGGCUUCACACUGAUCGCCCUUAAAGAGGACCGAGAAGGAGACAAGGAAGAAGACCAUGCCGGGACCUUCCAGAUCAUUGACGAAGAAGAAACGCAGUUCAUGAGCAACUGUCCCGUGGCUGUCACAGAGAGCACACCACGCCGGAGGACCCGCAUUCAGGUUUUCUGGACUGCUCCACCGGCCGGGACGGGCUGUGUGAUACUGAAGGCUAGCAUUGUGCAGAAGCGCAUAAUUUAUUUCCAAGAUGAAGGGUCUCUCACCAAGAAACUCUGCGAGCAAGAUGCAAGUUUUGAUGGAGUGACCGACAAACCCAUUCUAGAUUGCUGUGCCUGUGGGACUGCUAAGUACAGACUGACAUUUUAUGGAAAUUGGUCCGAGAAAACACACCCAAAAGACUACCCAAGACGAGCCAACCACUGGUCAGCGAUCAUCGGGGGAUCUCACUCCAAGAACUACGUGCUGUGGGAAUAUGGCGGCUAUGCCAGCGAAGGAGUCAAGCAAGUGGCCGAGCUGGGCUCACCGGUGAAAAUGGAGGAAGAAAUUCGGCAACAGAGUGACGAAGUUCUGACCGUCAUUAAAGCGAAAGCGCAGUGGCCGGCUUGGCAGCCUCUCAACGUGCGAGCGGCCCCAUCGGCAGAAUUUUCCGUGGACAGGACUCGGCACCUGAUGUCCUUCCUGACGAUGCUCGGCCCGAGCCCGGACUGGAACGUGGGCUUGUCGGCGGAAGACCUCUGCACCAAGGAGUGCGGCUGGGUCCAGAAGGUAGUCCAGGACCUGAUCCCGUGGGACGCUGGUACUGACAGCGGAGUCAGUUAUGAGUCACCCAACAAGCCUACCAUUCCUCAAGAGAAAAUCAGACCACUGACCAGUCUGGACCAUCCCCAGAGUCCUUUCUACGAUCCAGAGGGAGGUUCCAUCACACUUGUAGCAAGAGUUGUCAUCGAGAGAAUUGCUCGCAAGGGGGAACAGUGCAAUAUCGUGCCUGAUAAUGUUGAUGACAUUGUGUCAGAUUUGGCUCCCGAAGAGAAAGACGAAGAUGACACCCCCGAAACCUGCAUCUAUUCCAACUGGUCCCCGUGGUCGGCCUGCAGCUCCUCCACCUGUGAGAAGGGCAAGAGGAUGCGACAGCGCAUGCUGAAAGCGCAGCUGGAUCUCAGCGUGCCCUGCCCUGACACACAGGACUUUCAGCCAUGCAUGGGCCCGGGCUGCAGUGAUGAGGAUGGUUCCACGUGCACUAUGUCCGAAUGGAUCACCUGGUCUCCGUGCAGCGUCUCCUGCGGCAUGGGAAUGCGAUCCCGGGAGAGGUAUGUCAAGCAGUUCCCUGAUGACGGCUCCAUGUGCAAAGUGCCAACGGAAGAGACGGAGAAAUGUGUAGUCAACGAGGACUGCUCUCCCAGUAGCUGCCUCCUGACAGAAUGGGGAGAAUGGGACGAAUGCAGUGCCACCUGUGGAAUCGGACUAAAAAAGCGCCACCGGGUGAUCAAGCUGAGUCCAGCCGAUGGAUCUAUGUGCAAGGCCGAGACCAUGGAGAUGGAAAAGUGCAUGAUGCCCGAGUGCCACACCAUCCCAUGCAUGCUGUCGCCCUGGUCCGAGUGGAGCGACUGCAGCGUGACCUGUGGGAAGGGCCUGCGGACGCGGCAGAGGAUGCUCAAGUCACUGGUGGAGCUCGGAGACUGCAACGAGGAGCUGGAGCAGGUGGAGAAGUGCAUGCUGCCCGAGUGCCCAAUCGACUGUGAGCUGACCGAGUGGUCCCAGUGGUCUGAGUGCAACAAGUCGUGCGGGAAAGGCCAUGUGAUCCGGACACGGAUGAUCAAGAUGGAGCCGCAGUUCGGUGGGGCUCCCUGCCCCGAGACCGUGCAGCGGAAGAAAUGCAGGAUCCGGAAAUGCCUGCGGAAUCCAUCCCUCCAGAAAAUGCGCUGGCGAGAGGUGCAUGAGAACCGGAGGAGCAACCACGGGAAAGAGGAUAGCGACGGGGAACAGUACCCAGGUUGCCGAAUGCGGCCAUGGACAGCUUGGUCGGAAUGUACCAAACUCUGUGGGGGAGGAAUUCAGGACCGCUUCAUGAUCGUAAAGAAGAGGUUCAAGAGCUCCCAGUUUACCAGCUGCAAGGACAAGAAGGAGAUCCGAGCAUGCAAUGUCCACCCCUGUUAGCAAAGCCCGGGGCCUCAGAGGGACACCGCCUGCACAAAAUGGAAAGUCAACCUUGAUUUGUUUUUUUUUAAAAAAAACAACCUAUAAAGCGUGGAUAUUAGUCUUCA
Molecule: messenger RNA, 2867 nt
Organism: Tachyglossus aculeatus (Australian echidna)
Lineage: Eukaryota; Metazoa; Chordata; Mammalia; Monotremata; Tachyglossidae
Gene: SPON1
Product: spondin 1
Exons: 16
Coding region: 346-2760 (804 amino acids)
Biological process (GO): cell adhesion
Cellular component (GO): extracellular matrix
Source: RefSeq, a predicted model, not a curated record